AUGGCAUCCAUGGCAACCUACAAUAUUUUUCAUUAUAUGUUCUCUCUUCCUUUCCCCUUUCUAUUAUUCUUGUAUAUCAAUCCACCGUCUUCUCGUUUCAAGAGGCUUGCCGGCAGGUCUAUUCCCGAAGGAAGUGAAUCGUAUACGCUUUGGGAUAACAAAACUCUUAAAGUUUUCUUGGAUAGACCGUGCUUAACCAGGUACGAGAACAUGGUGUUUUUCGAUGGUGUUGAGAGUGCUAACCUCACCUAUGGCAGCCUUAUUGGUGUUGUUGGGUUAACCCAAGAAGAACUCUUCCUUUGGUUGCCUGUUAAAGAUAUCAUCGCCAAUGACCCGAAAUCCGGUCUCAUUUUGUUUGACAUUGGUGUUGCUCACAAACAUCUUCCUUUGUCCCUCUUCGAAGAACCUCCUUCCUGUAAACCUAACUAA
Messenger RNA from Hibiscus syriacus, 429 nucleotides. RefSeq lists its product as uncharacterized. Bases 1 to 429 code for a protein of 142 amino acids. The transcript has a single exon. The record is from RefSeq and is a predicted model, not a curated record. Lineage: Eukaryota; Viridiplantae; Streptophyta; Magnoliopsida; Malvales; Malvaceae.